Molecule: messenger RNA, 1008 nt
Organism: Psilocybe cubensis
Lineage: Eukaryota; Fungi; Basidiomycota; Agaricomycetes; Agaricales; Agrocybaceae
Exons: 9
Coding region: 1-1008 (335 amino acids)
Cellular component (GO): cytoplasm
Source: RefSeq, a predicted model, not a curated record
AUGCCCAUGCAUCUACCUACUCGAAAGAUUGGUGAAGAUAAUGUUUCAGCGAUUGGCUUUGGUCUUGCAGGUCUGUCCGGAUUUUACGGUCCGAAGGCGGAUGACGAGGAACGUUUCAAGAUCCUCGACACUGCUCUAGAGAUGGGAUGCACGAACUGGGAUACAGCCGCUUUUUAUGGCGAUAAUGAGGAAUUGGUAGGCAAAUGGUUCAAGAGAACUGGAAAAAGAGAUAAAAUAUUUCUGGCAACGAAAUUUGGAAUUACACCCGAUGGUCCGAACGGAAAGGCAGAACAUGUACGCACGGCUAUUGAAGACAACCUGAAGAGACUCGGAAUCGAUACGAUAGACCUGUAUUAUGUACAUCGCGUGGACCAAACUACCCCUAUCGAGAUUACGGUCAGAGCAAUGGCAGAGCUCGUCAAGGAAGGAAAAGUUCGCUAUCUCGGCCUGUCAGAAGUAUCAGCAACAACCCUUCGCCGCGCACACGCCAUACAUCCCAUCUCUGCUGUCCAGAUCGAGUAUUCUCCCUUUUUUCUGGACAUGGAAGAUGAGACAAUAGGACUUUUGAAGGCAUGUCGAGAGCUAGGUAUUGCCGUGGUCGCGUAUUCGCCCCUCGGCAGGGGAGUUCUCACUGGAGCAAUUAAAUCCAAUGACGAUUUUGACGAGGGAGACUGGAGGAAGCAUAUCCCAAAGUAUAGCAACGCCAAUUUUGCCAACAUCCUCAAGCUAGCUGCCGGGCUCGAAGAAAUUGGAAAGAAAUACAAUGCGACAGCUGGGCAAAUAGCACUCGCAUGGAUUCUUGCACAAGGCGAAGACAUCAUCCCUAUCCCUGGAACGAAGAAGAUCAAGUACCUCCAAGAGAAUAUUGAGGCCGUCCAUAUCCGACUUUCUGCUGACGAUGUGUCGUCAGUCAGAGCUCUGGCUACCACACUCGCUCCCACUAUUGUUGGGGAUCGAUCGAGGACGAUGCACUGGCUGUUCGCAGAUACGCCCGAGCUACCGGUGUAG